GACGGGGAAGGGGCGCAGGCCGCCCCCAACCCCUCCCUCCCGAGUCCACCCCUGCCCGCCAUGGACUUCCUCCUGCGGCCUCAGCCCGAGCCCGAGGCCUUGGGCCCUGGGACACCUGGGUUCCCGGAGCAGGAGGAUGACGAGCUGCACCGGACCCUGGGCGUGGAGCGCUUCGAGGAGAUCCUGCAGGAGGCGGGGUCCCGCGGAGGGGAGGAGCCAGGCCGCAGCUACGGGGAGGAAGACUUUGAAUACCACCGCCAGUCCUCCCACCACAUCCACCACCCGCUGUCUACCCACCUGCCUCCGGACACCCGCCGCCGCAAGACCCCCCAGGGCCCCCCACGCAAGCCUCGACGGCGCCCUGGGGCCGCCCCCACCGGGGAGACCCCGACCAUUGAGGAGGGGGAGGAAGACGAGGAUGAGGCCCGCGAGGCCGAGGGCGUGCGGGCACCCGCCCAGCCGUCCCCUGCCACCACACCCACUUCUGUGCAGUUCUUUCUGCAGGAGGAUGACGGUGCUGACCGGAAGGCGGAAAGGACCAGCCCCUCGCCCCCACCACCGCCGCCCCACCAGGAGGCAGCUCCUCGGGCCACCAGGGGCGCCCAGGCCGGAGCCCCAGUGGAAGAGGUGGUGGCUGUGGCCAGUGGCACUGCCGGAGGAGACGAUGGGGGUGCCUCGGGGCGCCCCCUGGCCAAGGCCCAGCCCGGGCACCGCAGCUACAACCUGCAGGAGAGACGGCGCAUCGGGAGCAUGACGGGGGCCGAGCAGGCGCUGCUGCCCCGCGUGCCCACGGACGAGAGCGAGGCCCAGACGCUGGCCACAGCCGACCUGGACCUCAUGAAGAGCCACCGGUUUGAGGACGUCCCCGGGGUGCGGCGGCACCUGGUGCGGAAGAACGCCAAGGCUGAGUCUCAGCCUGGUCGUAACUGCCCCGGCUCCUGCCUGCGCACCAACUCGGGCCGCACACGGAGUCCUCUCAUGGCCCGGGCCCGGCCCAGCAGCGUCCUCGCUCCGCCCCAGGUGUUUGUGGAGCUGAACGAGCUGCUGCUGGACAAAAACCAGGAGCCCCAGUGGCGGGAGACGGCGCGCUGGAUCAAGUUCGAGGAGGACGUGGAGGAGGAGACGGAGCGCUGGGGGAAGCCGCACGUGGCCUCGCUGUCCUUCCGCAGCCUCCUGGAGCUCCGCCGGACGCUGGCCCACGGGGCUGUGCUCUUGGACCUGGACCAGCAGACCCUGCCCGGCGUGGCCCACCAGGUGGUGGAGCAGAUGGUCAUCUCUGACCAGAUCAAAGCCGAGGACAGAGCCAACGUGCUGCGGGCCCUGCUGCUGAAACACAGCCACCCGAGUGACGAGAAGGACUUCUCCUUCCCCCGCAACAUCUCGGCCGGCUCCCUGGGCUCCCUGCUGGGCCACCACCACGGCCCGGGGGCCGAGAGCGACCCGCACGUCACCGAGCCGCUCAUCGGCGGUGUGCCCGAGACCCGGCUGGAGGUGGAGCGAGAGGUAGGGCAGGCGGCGGGGGCGGCGGAGGACGAUGACCCCCUGCGGCGGACGGGCCGGCCCUUCGGGGGGCUGAUCCGAGACGUGCAGCGCCGCUACCCCCACUACCUGAGUGACUUCCGGGACGCCCUUGACCCCCAGUGCCUAGCCGCCGUCAUCUUCAUCUACUUUGCAGCGCUGUCCCCGGCCAUCACCUUCGGGGGGCUGCUGGGAGAGAAGACGCAGGACCUGAUUGGAGUGUCGGAGCUGAUCAUGUCCACGGCCAUCCAGGGCGUGGUCUUCUGCCUGCUGGGCGCCCAGCCGCUGCUCGUGAUCGGCUUCUCGGGGCCGCUGCUGGUCUUCGAGGAGGCCUUCUUCUUGUUCUGCAGCAGCAACAACCUGGAGUAUCUGGUGGGCCGCGUGUGGAUCGGCUUCUGGCUGGUGCUGCUCGCCCUGCUGAUGGUGGCCCUGGAGGGCAGCUUCCUGGUGCGCUUCGUCUCCCGCUUCACCCAGGAGAUCUUUGCCUUCCUCAUCUCCCUCAUCUUCAUCUACGAGACCUUCUACAAGCUGGUGAAGAUCUUCCAAGAGCACCCCCUCCACGGCUGUGCAGUCCCCAAUGCCUCCGAGGCCGAGCGUGGCGGGGGCGGCGAGAACGCUGCGUGGGGCGCCGUGGACGUCACGCCCGGCCUGGGCAACAGCAGCGCGGCCCGGCAGCCCGGGCAGGCGCGGCCCCGGGACCAGCCCAACACGGCCCUGCUGUCCCUGGUGCUCAUGGCCGGCACCUUCUUCAUCGCCUUCUUCCUGCGCAAGUUCAAGAACAGCCGCUUCUUCCCCGGCCGUGUGCGGCGGGUGAUUGGGGACUUUGGGGUGCCCAUCGCCAUCCUCAUCAUGGUGCUUGUGGAUUACAGUAUCGAGGACACUUACACCCAGAAACUGAGUGUGCCCAGUGGGUUCUCGGUGACAGCCCCAGAAAAACGGGGCUGGGUCAUCAACCCCCUGGGGGAGAACAGUGCCUUUCCGGUGUGGAUGAUGGUCGCCAGCUUGCUGCCCGCCAUCCUGGUCUUCAUCCUCAUCUUCAUGGAGACACAGAUCACCACGCUGAUCAUCUCCAAGAAGGAGCGCAUGCUGCAGAAGGGCUCCGGCUUCCACCUGGACCUGCUGCUCAUUGUGGCCAUGGGCGGCAUCUGCGCGCUCUUCGGCCUGCCCUGGCUGGCGGCGGCCACGGUGCGCUCCGUCACGCACGCCAACGCGCUCACCGUCAUGAGCAAGGCCGUGGCCCCCGGGGACAAGCCCAAGAUCCAGGAGGUCAAGGAGCAGCGGGUGACAGGGCUGCUGGUCGCCCUGCUCGUGGGCCUGUCCAUAGUCAUCGGCGACCUGCUGCGGCUCAUCCCCCUGGCCGUGCUCUUCGGCAUUUUCCUGUACAUGGGCGUCACCUCCCUCAACGGGAUCCAGUUCUACGAGCGCCUGCACCUGCUGCUCAUGCCGGCCAAGCACCACCCGGACGUCACUUACGUCAAGAAGGUGCGGACCCUGCGGAUGCACCUGUUCACGGCGCUGCAGCUGCUCUGCCUGGCCCUGCUCUGGGCCGUCAUGUCCACAGCCGCGUCCCUGGCCUUCCCCUUCAUCCUCAUCCUCACGGUGCCGCUCCGCAUGGCGGUGCUCUCCCGCAUC
Messenger RNA from Condylura cristata (star-nosed mole), 3150 nucleotides. RefSeq names its product solute carrier family 4 (anion exchanger), member 2 (gene SLC4A2). NCBI's taxonomy places the organism in Eukaryota, Metazoa, Chordata, Mammalia, Eulipotyphla, Talpidae. The record is from RefSeq and is a predicted model, not a curated record. Gene Ontology annotation, biological process: bicarbonate transport; regulation of intracellular pH; transmembrane transport. The transcript has 18 exons. The annotation marks the transcript as partial. Gene Ontology annotation, cellular component: apical plasma membrane; plasma membrane; basolateral plasma membrane. Gene Ontology annotation, molecular function: solute:inorganic anion antiporter activity; monoatomic anion transmembrane transporter activity.